This is a messenger RNA of Liolophura sinensis, 6996 nucleotides long. RefSeq names its product obscurin-like. The record is from RefSeq and is a predicted model, not a curated record. Bases 25 to 6894 code for a protein of 2289 amino acids. Gene Ontology annotation, cellular component: nucleus. Gene Ontology annotation, molecular function: ATP binding; protein serine/threonine kinase activity; protein binding. The transcript is spliced from 22 exons. Gene Ontology annotation, biological process: positive regulation of apoptotic process; intracellular signal transduction; protein phosphorylation. Lineage: Eukaryota; Metazoa; Mollusca; Polyplacophora; Chitonida; Chitonidae.
AACUCAGCCACCCCCAGACUUCCAAUGGACAAGCCUUCUGUAUUUGAGGAAAGUCCAGACGUUUUCGCAGUCUCCUGGGCACCUGCCCGUAUCCCAGCCUAUAGCAAGCCGUCCAAAAUCCGCUACAUUAUCGAGAAGAGAGAACCACCAUCGCACGAUUGGACUAGAGUGGCUUCGAACAUCACUGACACACGACACACCGUGAAGGGACUUAAGCCAGACAAGGAUAUAAUGUUUCGCAUUCGAGCUGAAAGCGAUUUCGGUGUCAGCGACCCCACUUUAGCAGCCUCUGUUAACAGACGGCCUGUGAUAACAAUUCCUCCAAGGACAAAGGAUAUUGAGGAGGAAAGUUUGAUGUUAGCACCAUCUACGUUCAUCAGUGGUACAGUCGGAACAGCAACAGCCCCACGUGCUCCAACAGGACGCCCAACUAUCUCAGAGGUGAAGGACACGACCUUGGAGCUGAGCUGGUUCCCUGCUCGGGUUCCCGCGUACAUGAAGCAGACCCCGGUGACGUAUUCUGUGGAGAUCCGAGAGCCUCCCUCCACAAACUGGGCACCACUUGUUUCUGGUCUUAAGGAGACAGGCUACAGUGUGGAGAAUCUGAAACCAAAGAAGGAUUACAUGUUCAGAGUGCGAGCUGAGAACGAGCAUGGCACCAGCGAGCCAACGCUUCCCGCCAUUCUGGAAAGACCCCCAGAACCCAAGCCUGAAGUAGAGAGGAGGAUGACACCCCGCAACACUCCUCAAAGGACAUUGCCAAAACGGCGAACUCCCUCCAUGGAAAGGGACACAACUCCAUUAAGGUUCACAUCUCGGGAAGCCACACCAUUGCGUUACACCUCAAGGGAGCCAACUCCGCUUAGGAAGGGAUCGAUUUCUGGGCUCCCUGUACCAGCAGAGCUUAUUGCUCCGUUUGACUCUGACAUCCAAUAUGGCGUCGAAGGUCAGCAAGCCCAAAUUUGCCUGGGCCUCAGGGGAUUCCCCCUUCCCACAAUUCAGUGGUUCUUCAAGGGGAAACCUUUGGAGAAUGAUGACAAAUACAGUGCUUUUAUUUCGCCGGGAGGGGAGGCAACUCUGACAGUCAAUGAUGUCUGCCCGGCAGAUAUUGGAGAGUACAAAUGUAACGCCGAGAAUGAACAUGGUGUAGCAGUGAAAAUUGUACAGCUUGAUCUUGCAGAUCCGCCUACAUUUAUUGAGCCAUUGAAGGACAUCACGAUCAUUGCUAAGAACAGUGGUGUCCUUGAGUGUAGGGUGGAUGGCAUUCCAUACCCAGAGGUCAAGUGGAAUAAGGACUGGCGCCCCCUGGUGGAGAGCUCACGCGUCUUCAUGGACCAUGAGUCACCUGAUUACUGGAGCCUCAGUCUGAGCAGUGCACUCAAAACCGAUGGCGGACUCUAUGCAUGCAUCGCGGAAAAUGUGGCGGGAAAAGUUCACUGUGUGGCCAAUGUCAUUGUGGAGGAUCAAGCUCCAUCCAAGACUACUCUCAAAUACAAACAAGCAAAUAUUGAAGAUCAUUUCCACAUUUUGGAAGAAAAAGGAAGAGGAAGAACUAGUAUUGUGCGCAGAGUCAUCGAGAAAUCCACAGGCAAGGAAUUUGCCGCUAAAUUCAUUCAAGUUCGGGAUCCUGGGGACAAGGACGUGUUCAAACACGAGCUGGAAUGUCUGCGGUUGGCUUCUCACAAGAACAUUGUUGCAAUUCAGGACGCAUACGAGACCGAGAGGCGCCUGGUCCUCGUCAGCGAGCUUGUGAGCGGUCCGGAGCUGUUGGACAAGGUCGUCAGUGAGAGCACGUGGACCGAGUCUGACGCCGCCUACUUCAUCAAACAGACCCUGGAUCUCCUCCAGCAUUUACACUCCGAGGGCGUUGUUGUUGUAGACCUCAAGCCCUGGGACAUUUUAUUAAGCAUUCCUGGUUCAGACGAGGUGAAACUAGUUGACCUCGGAUUCGCCAGACGAUUGGCUGCAUCCCGUGACGUCAGAACUUCUUACGGUACAGCGGAGUUUGUGGCGCCAGAAGUGGUUGCAAGUGAACCCCUGUCUCCUUCCGCGGAUGUUUGGAGUGUGGGAGUUUUGGCCUACAUUCUCCUCAGUGGAAUCUCGCCGUUCUACAACCACUCCGACAGGGCCACAUUGCUAACAGUACAGGGAGCAGACUGGGACUUUGAUGCCAAAGCCUUUGAGAACAUCUCCAAAGAAGCCAGAGACUUCAUUAGCAAGGUUCUCCUCAAGGAAGCUGGGGAGCGCUUGACCAUCGGGGAAUGUUUGGACCACCCCUGGAUGAAGAACGCCAUUAAGAGAGGUCAAGGUCUGAAGAUUAACGUCACCAACCACAAAGCUUUGAAUGACCGCUACCGGACAAUGCGUUCUUCCACGGUUGUGAAGACAGUGGCAGACAUUCGACCCUUGGGAAAACAGACUGAGGCGGUGGAUGAAAGUGGCCUGCAGUCGGAGGUUGAUCCAGCCACUGGAGACACCGUAUACCCUGAUUCCCAGGCCUACGGAGAAUACCUGGACGAAGAGACAUGGCUUGAUUGGCAGACCCGAUACCAACACGGCCCCGGGACACAGCUUAUGCCUCUGAAGGAGACGGACUUGCCUCUAAGGAUAAGAGAGUACCGGCGUCAGAAGAGAGGCGAGAUGCCGAGAGAGGCGCGGAGUCCAAGUAGGGAGAGCGAGAUGGGAGAAGACCGGAAGAUGAUGAAAGAGCGCCUCCUGGUGGCCGACGUGGAGGCAGAGUUUGAGCCUUCACCGAGUCGCAGGAAGGAGUUUGAGUGGAUCGUCCAGCCAGAAGAAGUGAAGGAAGCUAGACGCCGCACAUCAUCCGAGUCGGAAUCCCAGCCUCAGAAAACUGUCGGCGUGAGGACGGAGGAAGGAUUUUCACCUAUAUUUUUGGAAAAACUCAAAGACGCCGCUUACCUGGUUGGAGAAGACGUCACAUUCUCGUGUCACGUGAUGGCGAAUCCCGCGCCGAGUAUCACGUGGUAUCGUAACGAGGGGAUGUUGUCCGACGGACAGAGGAUUCGUACCUCCUUGACAGAAGAUGGCAGAGCGUCCAUAACGGUUCUCAACACAAUGCCAAAUGACGUCGGUGUUUACAAAUGUAUUGUCCGAAACAAACUCGGCACAGUGACAUCAAGAGCCAGACUUUUGCUUGGAGACAAUCCCGAGAGACCAGGUCGCCCUGUGGUUUGUGCCGUAUCAUCGGACGAGGCACUGUUGGUCUGGAACGCACCAAAGUCCGACGGUAACUCGUACAUUACCAACUACAGGGUGGACUAUCGUAAAGCAGGUGAGGACCGUUGGACGUCCGCAGUGUCGGUUCUGGAUGAGUGUGCUCUGGUCCCAAGACUCAAGCCCAGCACGAUCUACCGCUUCAGGGUGUCGUGCAGCAACAGAUUCGGCGUCAGCCCAUUCAGCUGGUCAUCCGUGGAGGUGCGAACAAAAGCUCCAGGCGCUCCGGCUGUAUCAAUCGAUGAGGAGAUUGAGCGGUUAUUAUUGCGGUCCCGUAAAGCAUUGGAGAAACCGUCCCCCCGGGAGAGCGCUGUGAGGAGCCCUUCCCUUAUGAGGUUAGAGACCAUCGAGGAAGAGAUGAAGACAACCUCCCCCGAGGAAGAGUUCAACUUUGGCGAAGACAUCAGAAAGGGAGCAUUCUCCAGCAUCAAAUGUGUGUCCAAAAAGGUCGGCGGUGAGGAGUUGGUGGCCAAAAUGGCAGCGGGCGAUUCUAAGAAGAAGGAUGAGUUGAUCCGGGAGUUCUCUGUCCUACGUCCACUCCAGCAGGAGAAUAUUGUCCGGCUUGUGUCCGGCUACCAGACGCCCCAGCAAGUCUGCUUGAUCAUGGAGCGUCUGUACGGCGACAAUGUCGUCCAGCAUUUAUCGUUCAAGAACACCUACACAGAGGAGUCGGUGGCUUUUAUCAUCCAGCAGGUCCUGGACGCCGUCCAGUAUCUUCACCACUGUGGCGUCGCUCAUCUUAACCUUCAGCCGUCUAGCGUCAUGCUGGCAAGCCGACGUCGCCUUGACGUCAAAAUUGUCGACUUUAGCUUGGCCCGUUCCAUAACAAGUCCUGAGGGGUCGCACAUGCCAAAAAUGGGAUUCCCGGACUUCCUGUCUCCGGAGAUGGUUGCCCAGGAGAAGGUUGGUUUUGCUGCGGACGUGUGGACGAUCGGGGCGCUGACAUUCCUUCUACUAAGUGGAGAGUCUCCAUUUUUGGGAGAGACAGACCUGGAAACCUUCGCUAACAUCGCCUACAUCCGAUACGAUGCUCAGGAUCUCUACGAGAACGUCACAAAGGAAGGGCUUAAGUUCAUCUAUGAUCUUCUGAAGCGCUUACCCAGAAACCGUCUGGGUGUAGAAGAAUGUCUGGAUCACAAGUGGCUUCAGUUGACACCAAAUAUGGUAAAGGCCCGACAAGAAGCAGUGUUCCUGUCCAACAAGCUUAGGAGAUACGCCAAGGAUUAUCACCAGAAACGCUUGGAAAGAUCAGGUGUGUUCAUUUUGUCUUCUACUCCUCCACCAUUAACCAGUAAACCAAAAAUUACAGAAGUCCCUGCACUAAGCGAAAAGAAAGAUAGUAAACCAUCUGUAAAAGAAACAAAAGAAGAAUCAGUUGCAGCUGAAGUGAAAAAAGUGAAACCCAAAUCACCAUCUCCAGAACCAAAGCCCAAAACUCCGUCACCUGAGCCCGUAAAGGAAAUAAAACCAAAAACGCCAUCUCCAGAACCCAAACCAAAAACACCUUCUCCAGAGCCGAUACAGGAAGAAGUAAAACCAAAAACACCAUCUCCAGAACCAGUACAAGAAGUGAAACCAAGAACGCCAACUCCGGAACCCAAACCAAAAACACCAUCUCCAGGGCCAGUACAAGAAGUGAAACCAAGGACGCCAACUACGGAACCCAAACCAAAGACACCUUCUCCAGAACCGAUGAAGGAAGAGGUAAAACCAAAAACACCUUCUCCAGAACCAGUACAGGAAGAGGUAAAACCCAAAACACCAUCACCAGAACCAGUGACAAAACCAGAGGAGAGUGAAAUUGGCGAAGAAACGGAGGCAAAUACCCAGCCAAUAAUAAAGGAGGUGUCUUCAGAAGAGAGAUCACCAGUCAGUUCUGUGGAGGAGAAAUCUGAAACGGGUGUGGAUGUGGUGGAAAUGGAAGCCGAGGAGGGAGGGACAACCUCUGAAGAAGUUCAAAUUAGCCUAUACACUACCGAGGAGCCUGUGACACCUAUACCAGGCCCCACACCUGAGAGGGAGAAUGUGGAUGAAAAUAUCGAAGCCAUCAUGGAGAUGUCUGAAGAAGGGGCGGUAACUCAAGCCGAUACUUCUGUGAAACUAGAAGGAUCUGUUGAAGUGACAGCGUCGCAGAGUCAGUCUCAGACCGUCGUGGAGUAUUCGGAGGAGUCGUCGUCGACGAGUCACACCAUCCAGAUGUCGUCGGUGGUGGAAUCUCGACAGUCCUCUUCUGCGGAGACGGCAGAAGAAGUGUCCGUGCAGUUUUCCACGUCAUCGGAAACCGUGGAAGAAGUGGUAAGUUUAAAUGAAGAACCGUCGAAGACUGAACCCGUGGAAGAAAGUGCCUCGUCCGCCGAAGUGACUGUCACGUUGUCUGCAGACGAAAGUUUGAGUAAGUUCGACGAGGAAACGGUGGACGUUUCAGAAACUGUAGUAGAAGCCGUCGCAGACAUUGGAAUGAUAGAUGACACUUUAUCUGAUAACGCUGCGCUUAAAGUUGACGUAUCUUUGACGGACGUUACGUCAGAAGAUAUUAGUAAUGCAGUAACGCUUACUGUUGACGAUUUAGAUACAACCGAAGCCGCUGCUAAAGACGAGGUUAUUACCCUUACUGACGUAAGCAGUGAUGUGACGUUGACAGCUGUGACCGAUGAUGUAGCGACAGAUGUGACUGUCUCUACAGACGUAAAUUUAACUUUGACCGACGGAACGACAGAAACAGUUCUCAUUUCGUCGUCGAACGUAGAGGACAGCGUAGAACUAAGUUUACCCCCAGAAGAAUCAGAAGUUGCUGUGUCUAGCGAAUCGUCGCAAAGCGAAGCGUUAAUGUUGUGCACCGUUACGUCGACGUCAGAAGAAACGUCGACGUCUGUAGAAGAAAAUAUUAGACCUGAUGACACUCAAGCAGAAGCGGAAGUGACUGACGCAGUUGUUGAAAAAACUGUUCAAAUCGACGCAGCGUCAGCAAUCGUCGGGGAAGAGUCUGGUGUAGAACAAGUUGAAAGCAACACAACUCCAUCGGAAAACUCCGAUGUGGCCAUUACGGAGAGUGUAAACAUUGCGGAGAAAUCGAUGACUGAAUCCGCGGAUGAAGCAACAUUCGCGACAGCCACAGAAGAGCAAGGCACUGUUGACGUAUUCAGCUACGAUGCUCAAGAUGUCAUUUCUGAGAUUAAGGUGACGGGUAAUAUUUCGGAAUCGAGUGCAAUGGAAUUGGUCUCUUCUACAGCAGAAGAAGUGGACAUCUUUGGUGAAGACGACGAUUAUUUUGCCAAAAGAUCAAAGAGAUCGACAAGAGCAAUGGAGAUCACGGCAGCAUCAGAGGAACUUCACGUUCAGGAAGAGGAAGAGGACGAUUCCUCGCGCAGAUCCUCACGGAGGUCACGGCGUUCCGCAAGAUCAUACGAGAUCUCAGGAUCAGAAGAAGGUGCAGAUAGAUCCUACUCUGAAGACUACAUGUCUUCCAGACAGUCACGUCGUUCUGCGAGAUCAUACGAUAUCUCCGGAAUGGAGGAUUCGACAGACACGUCAUUUUCGGAGGGUUAUAUUUCUUCCAGAAGAUCACGACGAUCCGAGCGAUCGCACGAGGCCUCGGAGAUGAGUUCGUCUUCUAGGGAGUCUCGUAGGUCAGGCUGGAGAUCCCGUUUGGGGGAUCUGUAGAUUGCGCAGAUAUUUCAUCAUGGGUUCUGAACAGGUAGAACCUUGACGGCGCGGACAACGAAUUUCAGACCGAUACACCAUCAUCCAGAUGUCCUGAAAAAC